AUGAUGCGUUUUGUUGUCAUCUUGUGGUUGAUGCUGGCCGUGACUCUUAAACUGGCCGUCAAAUCGGGAUGGAACAAAAAGUUUGAAUUUUGUGAAGAUAAAUGGAAUGUGUUUGUUCAAGAAAAAAAUAAAUCGGAAGAAAGGUGCGGAAAUUUGUCUUUAACUAAUGGUUGCAUCGAAGAGAAAAAUUAUCUUUUGGAACGAUUCAGGAUGUUCAGUGAAAUUUGUCCACUUGAAGGUAAAUGUUGGUGUGCAAAAAAUGUCGUGAACAAGAUGCCCGAACUUGGGAAACGAGUAGCAAAUAUAUCUUGGAGUGAACCGGAAAACUUCACUUGUCCUCAUAAAUACAUAAAAGAAGGAGAAGAAAAGUCAAACAUUAGUUCUCCACAGUUGUUCUUAAUAGGACAGCACAAAAUUCCGUACAAGCACUUUCUGUAUGGAGGAAAAAAUUCAACAUGCUAUGUUCAUAUUAACGUUAUAUGUAAGUAUAACCAUGUUUGGAAAUUGGUAUGAACAUAUAGAUCAUAUAUAUAGAAUAAGUUGUUUGAGAAAGAUACAACUCGCGGUUUUUCGUCAAUUAUGCACUCAUAUUCCU
This is a messenger RNA of Xenia sp. Carnegie-2017, 595 nucleotides long. RefSeq lists its product as uncharacterized. The record is from RefSeq and is a predicted model, not a curated record. The coding region runs from base 1 to 513 and encodes 170 amino acids. Lineage: Eukaryota; Metazoa; Cnidaria; Anthozoa; Malacalcyonacea; Xeniidae. The transcript has 2 exons.